CACAAUCAUUCAGGCUCACUUCCGAGGUUACCAGGCAAGGAAGCGUUACAGGAAGUUGAAGAAGACUUUGGUGCAAUUUAAUACCAUGAUUUUAAUCUCCAGACCUUUGAUUCAAAGGAGAAAGUACUUCCAGCAGAAGGAAUUAGAGGAAAGGAAACAAAGGAAGUGGUCUCUGGCCAGCGGUCACACAGAGAACAGUUACAACCAAGGAAUGGAUGUGGGACUGCUGGAGAUCCCUGCAGAGCUUGCUGUCCUCCUGCAGUUAGCUGAAAGUCAAUACCGAACACGGGCCAACCACAUAACAGAGACAUUGCCUCCAGAAGUCAAGGUCAAAGAUGACCUUUCCCUCCCACCCACCAUCAACAGCUAUCCUUUCUCCUCCUUUAUUAAGUCACACUUCCAGAAGACAGAUUUCCCUGCUCCUGGUCAGCCUCUGCAGCACCCCUUAACCUGUCUGGACACUGAAUACCAGGAGAGCGCGCUUGAGAUCAACAAACUGAUUUUACGGUUCAUUGGUGACAAGAAUCUCCAUGGCUGGCAGGAGGUACUUCUGGGCAACUACAUUGCUGGGAGAGGUUUGAAUAGUGUGGCUCUGCGCAACGAAAUCUUCAGUCAGGUGGUUACCCAGACAUGGAAAAACCCAGACAUGGAGCACAGCCAGCGAGCUUGGGUCCUGAUGGCGACUUUGCUGAGCUGCUUUGCCCCUUCACCAGCACUGGAGAAGCCGUUGCUGAAAUUUGUGUCAGAUCAUGGCAUGGAGGGCUACAAUGCUGUUUGCCAGCACAAGAUCUUGACAGCAGCGCAGCAUACAGAGAUAGACUCUACAUUCUCUCGGGCCUACCCUCCCACUCAGCUGGAGUGGAUUGCAAACCAGAGGAGAGGAAAGAUGGUGCUGGAUGUUCAUACCUUUAAUGAGGAGAAGUUCUCAGCUGAGGUGGAGUCCUGGAUGACUGGGGAGCAGUAUGCAAGCUGGAUUCUGAGUGCAAGGGGCUGUGAUAAGAAGUCUCGAGGGUGGUCUGUCUCCAUGUUUACUGGCAACACAUGGCAGGACUUGCUGGGCUGUGACUUUGUCCUAGACCUCAUUGGAGAGAUAGAGGAGGUCAGUAACCACAGCAGCCCUUCUCAGUCCUCAGCUGAGUACCCCAUCACUCCUGCAAGGGACAGAAGCUUCCUCCAGAACUCUGACCUGGAUUCGAUCCCUCCUGCUCCAGGCAUCCAGGCCCCUACCUUCCCGCCACCUAGCCUGCCUCCAGAAUUCAACAAUCUCCAUCCAGAUACAAGAUCCAGAGAUGACCUGAGGAUGCCUGUGGGCUUGGAUCACUAUGUGGAUGAUCUCUUCAGCACUGUGCUGCAUCAAGGCUCCAGAGUACCAGAUAUGGAGAACAGGGAGAAUCUGACUGGACGCAUGAAAGGAGGUGGGAAGAUUGGACCCACACAGAGAGGAAUCUUUCCUUCUACAGGCCUCUCUGGAAUGACUCAAGCACCAGUUUACCAGCCCAUGCCUUCCAUGAUGGGGAUGCCAGCAGCUAUGCCUAUGAUGCCAGCGGCUGGUGGGAUUGCAUCUGUGCCAGCCAUGGUUAUGCCCCAGCCUGUGGUUCCAGCUGUAGAUCCCAAUCAGUUAGCAGCACAACAGCAAGCUUUUAUCAACCAGCAAGCCAUGCUCAUGGCCCAGCAGGUGACCCUUCAAGCCCUGAGCAUUUCCCAGCAACAGCAGCAGAGGCAACAGUCUCUUGAGAACUCAAGACCAAGCGUCUCAAGUCCACCACAAGCCCAAGCACCGUCUCCAGCUCCAGUCCCAGCCACUUUCCCAAAACCCAAGAGGCCUCCCAGCAGCCAGAAUGCUGCACCACCACCACAGGCUCCAGAACCGCCACCUAAGGCAGAAGAACUGGUUUAUCACUACACAGAAGAUCAGUUAUCCAACAAUGUUGAUGAUGACUAUCCUCAGGAAACCUUCCAGCAGAAGAGAGCAUAUUUUCAGAAGAUGGGAGAGCAACACAUCCUAGUGAAGAAAGUCAGGCCUCCUUCCAAAACCUGGACCCCUCCAGCAAAUCUCCAGACACAGCAGGAGGAGGAGGAGAAAGAAGCAGAGAAGGAGAAGAGGGAAGAAGAGAAGCCCAGCCCUAAAAUAGAGGCAGCUCCUGCUCCCCCUUUGCCACCUCCUGAGCCAAAGCCAAAAAAGCAGACACCAAAAGUGAAUGAGGAACCACCUGUAGUGAAGCCGUCAGGCCCUGAGUCGCGGCCUGCACCCAGCCGGGAGAUCCGCAACAUCAUCAAAAUGUACCAGAGCAGGCCAGCCCCUGAACCCCAGCCUAUCGAGCCUGUCAGAGUGUCUAAGCCAUUUUUAAAGAAGAACGACCCCAAAAAUGAGGCACUGGCCAAGCUGGGAAUGAUGAACCUCGCAUCUCCCAAAUCACCAAACACCCUGCCACAAGAGAAGAGAACACCUCCACCUCCACCUCCCAAGCCCAAGACAGGCUCAGCUUCCAGCACUAUCAAGGAGAAGCAGUUGCCUCUCCUGUCCAUCUUCAGCUGGGAGAGUACCCCAGCAGGUUCCCAGGACCCUCCUGCUCCCCCUCCUCCCCCGACAUUGCCUUCACCUCUCCCGCCUGUGAACCAAGACGAGCAGGAAUCCACAGGGAAGGACUCUACUGUAACUGUAGCAGAAGAUGAUGGUAUCAAGACCCAGCUGUACAAGCUCACUGACAGUGUCAGCUUUUCUUACGACAACCCCGCCUGGAAAAUCUUUCUGCGCAAAGAGGUGUUUUACCCCAAAGAAAAUUUCAGUCACCCUUAUUGUCUGAACUUGCUGUGUGAACAGAUCAUGCGUGACACCUUCUCUGAUUCGUGCCUUCGGCUCUCCAGGGAGGAGAAGCGCAAGAUGAAAGACCUGCUGAUGGAGUUCCGUGUUGGCAACGAUGUCCAGUCCAUUCAGGAGGAUGGGAUAAAGAAGAGGAUUGUACUGGCUGCACGGGAUAACUGGGCUAACUAUUUCUCCCGCCUUUUUCCAGUUCAUGGUGAAAACGGAAGUGAUGUCCAGAUCCUGGGUGUUUCUCACCGGGGCAUGCGGCUGCUGAAGGUGGUGAAAGCAGCUGGCUAUAAUCCUGAGCACCUGAAGAUUCUUCGCAGCUACAGCUUUGCAGAUGUGCUGUCAGUGGAACUGAAGGGAAGCAAUGCCCUGGAGUUCUCUCUCAAGACAGAGCAGCUCGUCCUACACUCUCCAAAGGCUCCGUGCAUCAAGGCCAUGGUGGAAGUCUUCAUCCAAGAGCUGAGGCAGGAUACCAACUACGUCGUUGCUCUGCGCAGCUACAUUGUGGAUGACAAGAGCCUUCUUAGCUUCGAGAAGGGUGACCUCAUCGAGUUACUGCCCAUGCAAGGCGUGGAGCCAGGCUGGCAGUUCGGUUCCACUGGUGGCCGCUGUGGUAUUUUCCCCACUAGCCUGGUGCAAUUGGCUGCAGCCCCUGAUUACCUCAGCACCAGCAUGGACAGACAUGGAGGGCAGCAGAAGAGUGUGAAAGCUUCCCUGGAGAGCAGGAACACCAGCAAGGAGACUUCUGUUCCCAGCCUGGCAUCAGAAUUCAACAACGUCAUGUUAGUCCCUGCUGGUGACCAUUAUACCAUGGUGGACUUCGCCACAGCCUACUUCCGAGAGGCUCAGUCCAUGCAGGGACUGAAGGGGAUGUCUUCUGAAAAGAAGAGUGCAGCUAAACUGGUCCAGCACACCAAGGUCCCAAUCCAGGAAUCUUUGCUGCGGUUCUCUGAUAGUGAACUGAAUAAGCUUGCUACAAAAAACUUCAAGACUCUGAUGCGGUUCAUGGGAGAUCAAUCAAAACUUAAGAACCAGAAUGAGGUUGAAUGCAUCUGUGAAAUCCUUCAGCUGUGCAAGGAGAAGGAGAGUUUGCAUGAUGAGGUCUACUGCCAGGUCAUCAAACAGGUCACCCACAACCAUAACCAGGAGAGUGUGCUGCGUGGCUGGUUGCUCCUAAACCUGCUAACUGGGUAUUUCCUCCCUUCUAAUGUCCUGAUGCCCUAUGCCACCAAGUUUCUGCAGCUAGCCAGCAGUGAUCCAUCCAGCACCCACCAUGAUAUAGCCAAGAUCUGUCAGAGCAACCUGCGGAAAAAUUUCAUGUAUGGGGGCCGUCGCCACCUUCCUUUCCCUGUGGAGUUAGAGGCAUUGCUGAAGGGGCAUGGUGCCCGCCGGCUAGUGGUACUGAUGCCUGGAGGCAUGGAAUACCUCAGCAGAAUUAAGACAUUCACUGUGGCCAAGGAGCUCUUGCAGGAGAUCUGUGAGCAGAUGGGGGCAAGUGAACCAGAAGAGAUAAAGGAAUUUGUUCUUUUUGCCACCAGGAGUGUCAGUAAAAUGGUGAGGCCAAUAAAACCGGAGGAGUAUCUUCAUGAUUACCUGCUGGAGGACAAGUUGAUCACUGUGACUUUACGCAGGCUCAUCUGGACAACACCUCUGCACUUUGAGAACAAAAUUUACACUGAUGUUCAUUAUGGACAAGUGCUGUGGGAUUACCUGAAUGGAAGGAUACUGCUGGGCCAUGGUGAAGAAAUGAAGAUGCAGGUGGGCAUUUUGGCAAUGCUCCAGCACUGCGCCAAAACAGAGCAGCAGAACACUGCUCCCUCUGGGGAAGACCUGAAGAAGUACACGCCAAAGACCCUGCAGUCCUCCAUCGAUCCCCAGGCUCUGCAGAACCACGUUGGCAUGCUGCUGAGAACCCGGCAGGCCCUGCAGCCACUAGAUGCAAAAAUCCAGUUCAUAGAGCACGUGAUGAAAUUGCCAUUCUUUGGCUACAACACCUACUUUGUAGAGAGAGUCAGCGAUGAGACCAUACCUGUGCCCUGUUUCUUUGGCGUGAAUAAAGAGGAGAUCAUUGUGGUGGAUGGCACUACCCAGGCAGUCUUGUGUGUCAUUCCAUUGAAAGAGCUACAGAGCAUGCGAACCCUGCGGCCUAUCUCUGAUGGUGGGCUUCCCGGCAUAGAACUGAACUAUGGCUCGCCUGCCAGCCCCAACACUAUGUGGCUCGAACUAUCACAGGCUAAAGAAAUGUAUCACACGAUUGUUGUCAUCCUGGAAAAAACAGAGCGGCACCACUAGAGCCUAAGAGGAGGAGAAUGACCAAGCAGAACACCACCAUGUGAUUUUUUUUGAGCUUUUUCAGUGCUCCCUGCCUUGUCUUCUGGAGAGGACUCUUCCGAAAGACAUCCAUGACCUCAGACAGCUGCUUUCUAAGACUGCCACCACAGUGUUUGUUGAUGGACUGGACCAUAAUUUCACCCCUCCUGACCUACCAUUCAGUCCCCAAGUACUCUUCCUUGAAGCGAUGUGUGCACUGGCUAAACAAACCACAAGACACCCUUUUCACAACAUUGCUUUUUCAUAGCCUGUUCUAAGACAGAGCAGCUGAACAGACACAAGCAAUUGCCUUCAAGCUUAUGCAGUGUGGACCAUUCUUUUCUUUUUGAGUUAAUUAACAUGAGCAAAGACUGAUGCUUGUUGGAGAUCUGUGUAACACAAGGCACAGCUGAGGCUAUGAAAUUACUUUACUGCCUGCUGGUGUUUUCCAUAGGCCAGCUUUUCCUCUGUAUUGAUAUGCAAGAGGCCCUAUAGCAGGAUUUGUGAAGCAGGAGCUUGUAGAAAGCAUCUUAAUUGCAAAGCAGAUCAGUGUUAAGAUACAAUUAACACAUAUGCUGGGGCACAGAUUGAGCUGCAAUGGUAAGAAAGUUUGUUGUUAAUUAAUUUCUUACUGACAUAAUUAUAUGCAUAUGUUUCCCUCUACUAUAAAGAAGUCAGUCGUGUCCAUGCAGCUGUCAUACUUAAAUGAUGUCUCCAUGCCUAUGGAGCAAACGUAUUCAAAUGGAAUUUGUAUUACAUUAGAGGAGAGUGGCUUGGGUUGUACAAAAAUGCUUAAUUUAUUUUUAUUGCUACAGCUAUCCUACUGAAGUGAAAAGUAUCUGCA
Messenger RNA from Chroicocephalus ridibundus (black-headed gull), 5963 nucleotides. It is a transcript of the gene MYO15B, whose product is annotated as myosin XVB. NCBI's taxonomy places the organism in Eukaryota, Metazoa, Chordata, Aves, Charadriiformes, Laridae. Gene Ontology annotation, molecular function: protein binding. The transcript is spliced from 44 exons. The record is from RefSeq and is a predicted model, not a curated record. Bases 86 to 5101 code for a protein of 1671 amino acids. Gene Ontology annotation, cellular component: cytoskeleton.